Lethenteron reissneri (Far Eastern brook lamprey) is the source of this 4998-nucleotide messenger RNA. RefSeq names its product cadherin 15 (gene CDH15). Gene Ontology annotation, biological process: homophilic cell-cell adhesion; multicellular organism development; cell migration. NCBI's taxonomy places the organism in Eukaryota, Metazoa, Chordata, Hyperoartia, Petromyzontiformes, Petromyzontidae. Gene Ontology annotation, molecular function: beta-catenin binding; calcium ion binding; cadherin binding. The record is from RefSeq and is a predicted model, not a curated record. Gene Ontology annotation, cellular component: plasma membrane; adherens junction; catenin complex.
AUCACUCGCUCACUCCGCCUGCUCCUCCUGCUCCUCGUCGUCACCGCCGCCGCCGCCUUCCAGCCUCGCUUCGCGUGGAGGCGCGCGGCUUCGAGCGCUUCGCAACUCUGCCGAGUGCGCGGCGCCUGCUGCUGCUGCUGCUGCGUGGCGCAGAAGGCGACCACCGCCACCGUCACCACCUCCACCAUCGCCACCAUCGCCACCAUCGCCACCAUCGCCACCAUCGCCAUGCUGCCCAGCGUCUGUGUCCUUCUCGCCGUCGUGGCGGGGCAGGGUUUCGCGCUGAAGGCCGGAGCCUCCGAUGAGUGGCUGCAGUCCGGCGUAGACGGGUGGUGGCUGCGCUACUCCCAAGAUGUCGUGGUGGCGGCCACGUCGGUGAGCGGCGGGGGUCGCGUGAAGAGAGCCUGGGUCAUCCCGCCCAUCAGCGUCGCCGAGAACCUGCCCCAGCGCAGCCUCCCCAAGUUCCUGGUGCAGAUCAAGUCGGACAAGCAGGCGAACACCACCAUCAUCUACAGCGUCAAGGGCGUGGGCGUCGACCUGCCGCCCACGGGCGUGUUCCGCAUCGACAAGGCGUCUGGCAACAUCUACCUGGAGAAGCCGCUCGACCGCGAGGAGAGGCCGCAAUUCCGCAUCAAAGCGUACGCGCUGGACGCGGCGGGCAAGGCCGUGGAGGAAGCCGUGGACCUGGACAUCAUCGUGGUGGACAUGAACGACAACCGUCCCGUCUUCAACAGCAGCGUCUUCGUGGGGCACGUCAAGGAGAACUCGGAACCCGGGGCUCUCGUGAUGCGCGUCGGCGCGUUCGACGCGGACGACCCCAACACGGACAACGGCGACCUGCGCUUCUCCAUCUCGGACCAGUCCCCGGAGCAGCCCGAAGCCUCCAUGUUCAGCAUCGACCCCCACACGGGAGACAUUCGCACCGUGACCGUCGGCCUCGACCGAGAGGCGGUGGCGAGCUACAACCUGACCCUCCAGGUGUCGGACAUGGCUGGGGGCCCCGCGGGCCUGGUCACCACGGCGACGGCCAUCGUUCACGUGGACGACGUCAACGACAACGGCCCUCGGUUCACGCAGAGCUCGUUCAUGGCGGUGGUGGGCGAGGGGGACGUGGGCCGCGCCGCGGUGCUCGCCGUGCGCGACGCGGACGUGCCCGGCACGCCGGCGUGGCGCGCCCGCUACCGCAUCGCGGCCGGGGACUCGGGCGGCCUCUUCACCGUGGACACCGACCCCGAGACCAACGCCGGCAUCCUCACCAUCACUCAGCCGCUGGACUACGAGACGAGCACGCGCUACGUGCUCACGGUGGUCGCCGAGAACGAAGCGCCGCUGGAGACGGCCGCUGCCGUCGGGGACCAGGAGGAGGGGGCGGCCGGGGGGGCGUCGGCGUCGGCGGCGACGGUCACCGUCUACGUGCAGGACCGCAACGAGGCGCCCGCCUUCCCCGAGAGCCCGCGCCGCGUGGCGCUCGGGGAGCACACGCGGCGCGGCGACGCCGUCGCGCGCUACGCGGUCACCGACCCCGACCACAUCGCCAACCAGAAGAUCACCUACACGGUGACGUGGGACCCGGCGGGCUGGCUGGACGUGGACGUGGACACGGGCGACAUCACCGCCAAGCGGGACUUCGACAAGAUGUCGGGAUUCCUGGAGGGAGGCGUGUACUCCGCUGUGAUCAUGGCAGAGGACGAUGGCAUCCCGCCGCACACGGCCACGGGCACGCUGCACGUGACGCUGCUGGAGCAGAACGACUUCGCGCCCGCGCUGUCCCCGCGCGCCGGCGUGCUGUGCCACGAGCGGGCCAAGGGCGAGGGGCUGCUGCUGCAGGGCUGGGACGCAGACCUGGCGCCACAGGCCGCACCCUUCCACUUCGCCUUUCACCCGGACUUCCCCGAGUUCGCCGACAACUUCACCAUCACGCCCGUCAACGGCACCCACGCGCUGCUGCAGCUGCGGGUGGAGCAGGUGAGGGAGGGCGACUACGAGCUGCCGCUCGUCCUCUCCGACUCGGGCUCGCCCGCCCUGGCCGACUCGCCGACACUCAACCUCACCGUGUGCACCUGCGACGCGUUCGGCGACUGCGUGGUCAAGGCCUUCAUCGUGGGGGGGCCGGCCAUGGGCCUCAGCACCCCCGCCAUCCUCGCCAUCAUUUUCUCCAUCAUCGCCCUGCUGCUGCUCGUGCUCUGCAUAUUCAUUGUGGACGGCCUCCGGGACCGGCUGCCCCUGGGCAAGAGCCGUCUCUUCGGAGCGUCGGACGAUGACAUCCGCGACAACAUCCUCAAUUACAACGAGCAGGGCGGAGGCGAGGAGGACCAGGACGCGUUUGACGUGGACCAGCUGCGCAACCCGGACGCGGUGGCCCCGGACGCCCCCAUGCCGGGGCAACCGCGUCAGCGCAAGGACACCCCGAGCACGGCGCCCCCGCCGCAGCACCCACGGCGGCCGCCCUCCGACCCCUCGGACAUGGAGGACUUCAUCAACCAGAGCCUGGACACGGCAGACGGGGACCCCACGGCGCCCCCCUACGACUCGUACCUCCUCUACGACUACGAGGGAGAGGGCUCGACGGCCGGCUCGCUCAGCUCACUGCAGUCGUCCUCCACCAACGGGGACCAGGACUACGACCACCUGUCCGACUGGGGGCCUCGCUUCAACAAGCUCGCCGACAUGUACUCCGGCGGCCAGGACUGAGCGGGCCCGUGAGCACCCCCCGCUCACGGGGGUUGGGGGGUGGGGGCUCACAGCCAACAUUUUGACACUAGAUAAGGUUUCGCCGCUGUCAUUACGUCACGUCCAUAUUGUCGUGAGCUCUUGUUGUCUAUCUGCGUGGACAUCGUAAAGGCGCCAGCGAUCAGAAUAUCCCAUCGUGACUUCAACUGGGAUCACGCGCUCCUGACAAUGUGGCCACUCUUGCCGAAUCUGUCCGUCGUGACGGUUCGUCCAACCGCAGUGCAGAUGAUCGUUUUCGUGUGUAAUUUACCCAGCGCUUGCAGGGAGCCUUUUUUCAGUGGUCAUUGGGCGUAUUGCCAUGCCUCACACCGACUCACGACCGCACGCGAACCGGACACAACAGCGCACGGCACACCGAGCAGCGGAGACGCAGCGCGGCAGACGCUCGGCAAAAUCCUCGGCAGAUGCUUCAUUUUACAAGACGGCCGUCCCGGACUGUUUUACGUGGCUUUUUCUCUUACAGUGCAUUCAUUUCCCUCGUUAAUGCCAGAGGUGUGGGCAUCCAGGAGAGUUCUGCGGCGUGGGUGGCAUCACAAGAGGGGAGUACACCAGGGCCCUGGGGAGCUUACUCUCACAACGGAAGGGAACACUGCCUGACCUGGCAGGCAAGGGUCUCAGGGGGAGGAGGGGGGGCGCUAACCGGGGGGACGUGUGUGCAUCAUAUUAAUUUAGGUUAGAAACUUUUGUAUAUAUAUCACAUUGCAGUCACGUGUCCACUUUGCAAAAGUGUGAUCAUUUCACCCAACGUGACAAUGUGAUGCGUGUGAUGUUCACCAAGUGCAGUAUCCGCCCAGCACCGCAUUGCCGUGGGCGCAGAGGCGCCCCCCCGUAUUUGACAUUUUGUUGUGCAACGGUGACAUGGCAGUCACGUGCGACAGCAGACGGCUACCGUAUUAAUAUUUUACAGGCAUGUAUUUUCCACUUUCGGACGAACUCUUUAACGCGUAACACGAUGCCGGGAGGUGCAGGGCAGCUCAGGACAGCCACACGCACUUAAAACCUGCAGUCGUGCGGCGCUGUCCCAAUAUCACUCGUGGACACAUCCACCCCGGUGGUGCCAAGUCCUCAAAGGAGAAAAUAAGCUGACAAACAAACCUCGAAAAAGUCGCCAGAAGCCACUCGCUGGAACCUCCAGGCACCAAAGAUGUCACUAUCAAAUUGAUUACAGUCGACUGAUCCGGAAUUCGUAGAACUUAGCGGGCAUCGCCGCUGCGUCCAUCCGUUGUUCUCCCAGGUUGGCUCGAAGUGUCGGGUGUUCGUUUUGACAUUUUGUUGCGACAGAAACCCAACAGAGUCUCCGCCACGUGUAGCGGUCAAGUCGCCGAGUUGGCGACGCGGAGCCAGGUUCACCCCCCGUCUUUUUGAGCAGGGAAAUUGAGUCUUCAGGUCCAUACGGCGUACAGCCGUUUCAAUACGGGCAAAAAAAAUUGUCUAUUUGUUUGUGUUUCUCCCUUGUGAUGGGACUUUGUAGGAUGAACGUCGAGAUUUAUAAGGGCACGGGUGACCAAUAAGGCCCGAAUGAGUCUUUAAUACGGUAGGCGCUGAUAAGGGGUUGACGGGUUUACAGUAGGUGGCGGCUCAGUUGACAUAACUUUAUGAAAGUCCAUCCCUACAGCACUCAUGAGAUUCGUUUUUCUCCGUUGACAUUGCGGCUUGUGAGCAUCCUAUCAUAUUCUUGUGCAACUAUAACAUGCAAGCAUGGGGAUCUCGAAAACUAUAAUGGAAUAAUAACUCUGUUGUCAUCUGCUAUCACUUUGUGAUGGGCCAUAUACUAUAUCUGUGAUUGGCCAAAUACUAUUAUCUGUGCUAGGACAUACACUGUAUCUAUGAUGGGACAUAUACUAUAUCUGUGUUGGGUCAUAUUCUAUAUCUGUGUUGGGCCAUACACUAUUAUCUGUUGCAGCUUUACCAAAGUAGCUUUACGCUUUAUUUCUGUAUUAUGGAUGCACAUUAAAAUGGCAAAAUGUUACAAAAAUAACGAUAAUCGCAUUGUGUAAUGUGUCUAGUCUCCACGACUGAGUUUAUAUCGAGCUUUAGCAUUGCAUCUCUCUCGUGGAAUCCACAUAGUAUCGGAUUGGUGAAACGUUGAAUGAUUCUAAUGGCGUGUCGGGUGUGUGUUUUUUUGGGCGGGAGCGGGGUCGGCGCUGGAGGAGCAGACGUCAAACGUUCCGUCUCCCCGGCAGCCGCGGCCCCUCGACACGCUCACCUGCUGCGGGCCUCUGUGAUGAUGUGACGAUUGCUCAAUGCUUAAUAAACGGAGGAGUUUUC